This is a messenger RNA of Mus caroli (Ryukyu mouse), 5243 nucleotides long. RefSeq names its product slit guidance ligand 1 (gene Slit1). Lineage: Eukaryota; Metazoa; Chordata; Mammalia; Rodentia; Muridae. The record is from RefSeq and is a predicted model, not a curated record. Gene Ontology annotation, biological process: axon guidance; negative chemotaxis. Gene Ontology annotation, molecular function: calcium ion binding; Roundabout binding; heparin binding.
GGGGGGAGGGCGGGAAGGAGUCUGGCCCUGGAAGUGUGCUUUUCGAUUGAUGGAUGACUGCCGGGUGUGAGCGAGCGUGCGGGUGUGAGUGUGUAUGUGUGUGUGUGUGUGUGUGUGCGCGCGCGCGCGAGGUGUGUGUGUGUGUGCGCGCGCGCGGGGCCUGCCCAUUUUCCUCCUCACAGCAGUCAGUUGGGAGCUGGAGGGAGAGGGAGACGCCGGCAGCGAGCACUGGGAGAGGAGCUGAGCGCCCUCCGCUUAAGACGCCUUUCCUGGGUCUACGCACAGACGCUGUCGCUGGGAGCAUCCAGGUGCCACUCGAUCCGCAAGGGCGCAUCGCACGAUUCCACCGGCUCUUCGGUCCUUCGGUGGGGAUAGCACCUGGAGCUAGCCCCGGACGGGGAUGGUCAGCGGCUGCGGCCGUCUGGCACGCGAACGGGACACGGCGAAGGCACCAUGGCGCUAACGCCCCAGCGCGGGUCCUCUUCGGGGUUGAGCCGACCGGAGCUGUGGCUGCUGCUGUGGGCAGCCGCGUGGCGCCUGGGGGCCACGGCGUGCCCCGCCCUCUGCACCUGCACCGGCACUACGGUGGACUGCCACGGCACGGGUUUGCAGGCCAUCCCCAAGAACAUCCCACGGAACACCGAGCGCCUGGAACUCAAUGGCAACAACAUCACUCGGAUCCACAAGCAUGACUUUGCUGGCCUCAAGCAGCUUCGAGUGUUGCAGCUGAUGGAGAACCAGAUCGGAGCUGUGGAACGCGGAGCUUUUGAUGACAUGAAGGAAUUAGAGCGCCUACGACUGAACCGCAACCAGCUACAAGUGUUGCCUGAACUACUGUUCCAGAACAACCAGGCUCUAUCCAGAUUGGACCUGAGUGAGAAUUUUCUCCAGGCUGUGCCCAGGAAGGCUUUUCGGGGAGCCACAGACCUCAAAAAUCUACAGCUGGACAAGAACCGGAUCAGCUGCAUCGAGGAAGGGGCCUUCCGUGCCCUACGGGGACUGGAGGUUCUGACCCUGAACAACAACAACAUCACCACCAUCCCUGUGUCCAGUUUCAACCAUAUGCCCAAGCUUCGGACCUUCCGGCUGCACUCCAACCACCUGUUCUGUGACUGUCACCUGGCCUGGCUCUCUCAGUGGCUGAGACAGAGGCCCACCAUCGGACUCUUCACCCAGUGCUCCGGUCCCGCCAGCCUUCGGGGCCUCAAUGUGGCAGAGGUGCAAAAGGGCGAGUUCAGCUGCUCAGGCCAGGGGGAGGCUGCGGGAGCACCUGCCUGCACCCUCUCGUCCGGUUCCUGCCCAGCCAUGUGUAGUUGUAGCAGCGGCAUCGUGGACUGCCGUGGCAAGGGCCUCACCGCCAUCCCUGCUAACCUUCCAGAGACCAUGACGGAGAUCCGCCUGGAGUUGAAUGGUAUCAAAUCCAUCCCACCCGGAGCCUUUUCUCCCUACAGAAAGCUGCGCAGGAUAGACCUGAGCAACAACCAGAUUGCAGAGAUUGCACCCGACGCCUUCCAAGGCCUGCGCUCCUUGAAUUCCCUGGUCCUCUAUGGCAACAAGAUUACAGACCUGCCCCGAGGUGUAUUUGGAGGCCUGUACACACUCCAGCUGCUGCUUCUAAAUGCCAACAAGAUCAACUGCAUCCGGCCUGAUGCCUUCCAGGACCUGCAGAACCUCUCUCUGCUCUCCCUGUAUGACAACAAGAUCCAGAGUCUCGCCAAGGGCACCUUCACCUCCCUACGGGCCAUCCAGACACUGCAUCUGGCCCAGAAUCCUUUCAUCUGUGACUGUAACCUCAAGUGGCUGGCAGACUUCUUACGUACCAACCCCAUCGAGACAACUGGGGCCCGAUGUGCCAGCCCCCGGCGCCUCGCCAACAAGCGUAUCGGGCAGAUCAAAAGCAAAAAGUUUCGGUGCUCAGCCAAAGAGCAGUACUUCAUUCCAGGGACGGAGGACUACCACCUGAACAGCGAGUGUACCAGCGACGUGGCCUGCCCCCACAAGUGCCGUUGUGAGGCCAGUGUGGUGGAGUGCUCCAGCCUGAAACUCUCUAAGAUCCCUGAGCGAAUCCCCCAGUCCACGACUGAGCUACGACUGAACAACAAUGAGAUUUCUAUCCUAGAGGCCACUGGGUUGUUUAAGAAGCUCUCACAUCUGAAGAAAAUAAACCUGAGCAAUAACAAGGUGUCUGAGAUCGAAGAUGGGACGUUUGAGGGUGCCGCCUCUGUCAGCGAGCUGCACCUGACUGCUAACCAGCUGGAGUCCAUCAGAAGUGGCAUGUUCCGGGGUCUAGAUGGCUUGCGGACUCUGAUGCUGAGGAACAACCGUAUCAGCUGCAUCCACAACGACAGCUUCACCGGGCUGCGCAACGUGCGGCUCCUGUCUCUCUACGACAACCACAUCACCACCAUCUCCCCUGGAGCCUUUGACACUCUCCAGGCCCUGUCCACACUAAACCUCUUGGCCAACCCAUUCAACUGCAACUGCCAUCUGUCAUGGCUGGGUGACUGGCUUCGGAAGAGGAAGAUUGUGACGGGGAACCCUCGCUGUCAGAACCCAGACUUCCUGCGGCAGAUUCCUCUGCAGGACGUGGCCUUCCCUGACUUCAGGUGUGAGGAAGGCCAGGAGGAGGUGGGCUGUCUGCCCCGCCCACAGUGCCCCCAGGAGUGUGCCUGCCUGGACACGGUGGUCCGCUGCAGCAACAAGCACCUCCAGGCUCUGCCCAAGGGCAUCCCCAAGAAUGUCACAGAACUCUAUUUGGAUGGGAACCAGUUCACACUCGUUCCAGGACAGCUGUCUACCUUCAAGUACCUGCAGCUCGUGGACUUGAGCAACAACAAGAUCAGUUCCUUGAGCAAUUCUUCCUUCACCAACAUGAGCCAGCUGACCACGCUGAUCCUCAGCUACAAUGCCCUCCAGUGCAUCCCUCCUCUGGCCUUUCAAGGACUUCGUUCGCUGCGCCUGCUGUCUUUGCAUGGCAAUGAUGUCUCCACCCUCCAAGAGGGCAUCUUUGCAGACGUGACAUCUCUGUCUCACCUGGCCAUUGGUGCCAACCCCCUGUACUGCGACUGCCACCUCCGAUGGCUCUCCAGUUGGGUGAAGACUGGCUACAAGGAACCUGGCAUUGCCCGCUGUGCUGGACCCCCAGAGAUGGAGGGCAAACUGUUACUCACCACACCUGCCAAGAAGUUUGAAUGCCAAGGUCCCCCCAGCCUGGCAGUUCAGGCCAAGUGUGAUCCCUGCUUGUCCAGCCCAUGCCAGAACCAGGGCACCUGCUACAAUGACCCUCUUGAGGUAUACAGGUGUACCUGCCCCAGUGGCUACAAGGGCCGACACUGUGAGGUGUCUCUGGACGGCUGUUCCAGCAACCCAUGUGGAAAUGGGGGGACCUGCCAUGCCCAGGAGGGCGAGGAUGCUGGCUUCACGUGCUCCUGUCCCUCCGGCUUUGAAGGGCCGACCUGUGGAGUGGACACAGAUGACUGUGUUAAGCAUGCCUGUGUCAACGGGGGUGUCUGUGUAGACGGCGUGGGGAAUUACACAUGUCAGUGCCCCCUGCAGUACACAGGAAGGGCCUGUGAGCAGCUGGUGGACUUCUGCUCCCCGGAUAUGAACCCAUGUCAGCAUGAGGCCCAAUGUGUUGGCACCCCGGAUGGGCCCAGGUGUGAGUGCGUGCCAGGUUACACGGGUGACAACUGCAGCGAAAAUCAGGAUGACUGCAAGGACCACAAGUGUCAGAACGGGGCCCAGUGUGUGGAUGAAGUCAACAGCUACGCCUGCCUCUGUGUUGAGGGCUACAGUGGACAGCUCUGUGAGAUCCCACCUGCCCCCAGGAGCUCCUGUGAGGGGACGGAGUGCCAGAAUGGAGCCAACUGCGUAGACCAGGGAAGCCGGCCCGUAUGCCAGUGCCUACCAGGCUUUGGUGGCCCCGAAUGUGAGAAAUUGCUCAGUGUCAACUUUGUGGACCGGGACACUUAUCUGCAGUUCACUGACCUGCAGAACUGGCCUCGGGCCAACAUCACUCUUCAGGUCUCCACAGCAGAGGACAAUGGGAUUCUCCUGUACAAUGGGGACAAUGACCACAUUGCAGUUGAGCUGUACCAGGGCCAUGUUCGUGUUAGUUAUGACCCAGGCAGCUACCCCAGCUCUGCUAUCUACAGCACUGAGACGAUCAACGACGGGCAGUUCCAUACCGUUGAGCUGGUCACCUUCGACCAGAUGGUGAACCUCUCCAUUGAUGGCGGCAGCCCCAUGACCAUGGACAACUUUGGCAAGCACUACACCCUCAACAGCGAGGCCCCCCUCUAUGUGGGAGGGAUGCCCGUGGAUGUGAACUCAGCUGCCUUCCGCCUGUGGCAGAUCCUCAAUGGUACCAGCUUCCACGGUUGCAUCCGGAACCUAUACAUCAACAAUGAACUGCAGGACUUCACCAAGACACAGAUGAAGCCAGGCGUGGUGCCGGGCUGUGAGCCCUGCCGCAAACUCUACUGUCUACAUGGCAUUUGCCAGCCCAACGCCACCCCAGGGCCUGUGUGCCACUGUGAGGCUGGCUGGGGGGGCCUGCACUGUGACCAGCCAGUGGAUGGCCCCUGCCAUGGCCACAAGUGUGUCCAUGGGAAAUGCGUGCCCCUCGACGCUCUUGCCUACAGCUGCCAGUGCCAGGAUGGGUACUCGGGGGCUCUGUGCAACCAGGUCGGGGCUGUGGCAGAGCCCUGUGGGGGCUUGCAGUGCCUGCAUGGUCACUGCCAGGCCUCGGCCACCAAAGGGGCACACUGUGUGUGCAGCCCAGGCUUUUCAGGCGAGCUGUGUGAGCAAGAGUCCGAGUGCCGGGGGGACCCUGUCCGGGACUUUCACCGGGUCCAGAGGGGCUAUGCCAUCUGCCAGACCACACGCCCGCUGUCGUGGGUGGAAUGCCGGGGCGCGUGCCCGGGCCAGGGCUGCUGCCAGGGCCUGCGGCUGAAGCGGAGGAAGCUCACCUUCGAGUGCAGUGAUGGGACUUCGUUUGCUGAGGAGGUGGAGAAGCCCACCAAGUGUGGCUGUACCCGGUGCGCGUAAUGUGCGGGUGGCACACUAGCCGGGCUGGGGCGGGUAUCACCAGGAUAGCGCCUGGGUCCUGGUGGGCACGGGGACACUGAGCUGCCUUUCCAGCGGACUGCACUGCCGGGGCAGAGGAGCAAGGCCCGGGCUGCCGUGCCCUCUCUCAAAGUGCCUUGCACAGAUAGGCGCUUAAUAAAUAUUUGUUGAAUGAA